CCAUCCUCAUCUCGACGGAGAUAAAUCAAGCAAAAGUCCCCCGAGCCCCGCACUAUAAUGGCUUCCUGCGCUGCCUCCGGCUCGCCUGCCGCACUAAGCUACCGCCUCCUCCGCUGGCGGCCGUCACCGAUCUGUAGGUUUUCGGCGACCUUCUCUCCUCCUUUCUCAUCGGCAGCCCUAGAUCGGUCGAGGAGGAUAUCACUCUCUGCCGUCUGCCCGAGUCCGCUGCGAUCUAAUCGCAUACCGUUGCCCUCACCUCCUGCCAUGGCUUCCGACGAGACUCUCGCGGCGAAGGAGAAGAUGGGGUUGCUGGUCUUCGACACCGAGGAGGAGCUCUCCGUGUCGCUUGCGAAGUAUGCAGUGGAGCUGUCGGAGAAGUUCAUCCGCGAGAGAGGCGCUUUCACUGUGGUUCUCUCCGGCGGAUCUCUCAUCAAGUUCCUCAAGGAAUUGACGGAGUCUCCUUACUCGGAAACACUAAAUUGGGCAAAAUGGUACAUUUUCUGGGUGGAUGAGAGGGUGGUUUCAAAGGAUCACGAAGACAGCAAUUAUAAACUAGCAUUUGAUGUUUUUUUGUCUAAGGUCCCAAUUCCACCUGGUCAAGUUUGUGCCAUCAAUGAUGCCUUAUCAGCCCAAGGUGCUGCUGAAGACUAUGAGACCACUUUGAAGCAUCUGGUCAACAUCGGUGUGGUUGUCAAAUCAGCAACUGGUUAUCCUAGAUUUGAUCUCAUGUUAUUAGGAAUGGGACCAGAUGGUCAUAUUGCUUCCCUCUUUCCCAGCCACCCCCUCGUUAAUGUGACAGAUAAGUGGGUUGCCUUCAUAAAGGACUCUCCAAAGCCGCCACCAGAAAGGAUUACAUUCACUUUACCUGUAAUCAAUUCAUCUGCUUAUGUUGCAAUGGUGGUUGCUGGAGCUGGGAAAGCUAGUGUCGUUAGCAAAGCUCUGGGCAAUGAGAAAACAACUAAUGUGCUGCCUGUUGAGAUGGUUUCCCUUGAAGAUGGAGAGUUAACAUGGUUUACUGAUAAAGCAGCAGUCUCAAUGCUCCGAGACAAGCUAAGCCUGUAAACCAUUAAUGUAAAUUUUUGAUGCCACACUGUCAUAUUUAUCUGAAUAAUGAUCUAGAAGAACAUUUGAUUAUAUAAUUCCAGAUAUUUUUCAUUUUGAGAA
This is a messenger RNA of Zingiber officinale, 1164 nucleotides long. RefSeq names its product probable 6-phosphogluconolactonase 4, chloroplastic. The transcript has 3 exons. Gene Ontology annotation, molecular function: 6-phosphogluconolactonase activity. The record is from RefSeq and is a predicted model, not a curated record. NCBI's taxonomy places the organism in Eukaryota, Viridiplantae, Streptophyta, Magnoliopsida, Zingiberales, Zingiberaceae. The coding region runs from base 58 to 1062 and encodes 334 amino acids. Gene Ontology annotation, biological process: carbohydrate metabolic process; pentose-phosphate shunt.